Molecule: messenger RNA, 1739 nt
Organism: Drosophila obscura
Lineage: Eukaryota; Metazoa; Arthropoda; Insecta; Diptera; Drosophilidae
Product: phospholipase A2 group XV-like
Exons: 5
Coding region: 321-1601 (426 amino acids)
Biological process (GO): lipid metabolic process
Source: RefSeq, a predicted model, not a curated record
CAUAAUAUUCGUGGGAAAAUUAAAUACCCCCUGGGUCGACAAUGGGCUAACGUUGUUUUUUGUUGAUCGGAAAAUAGAUUGCUGACCAUAACAAAACAAGCGCGUCUUCCCAUCGAGGAAGGGAAUUUAACAACUAAAACUCCCCUGCAGACACUGUGAAAGGUCAGAACAAAGGUUCUCCUACUCUUGCUCUUGCCACUACUUGAAACUGCGCAAACAAACAACAAUAUUUAAAUGAAUUGGCUGUUAUUGGCUGAUUCAUUUAUUUCCGACUGACGGUGUUUCGACCUUUAUUUGUGACGCACAAGACACAUCGCACCAUGAGACUCAGCUCGGGAAUCCUGCUGGUGCUGCUACUGACCGCUCUGUUGGAAGCAGCGGACUGCUCUUGGCCCUGGCCUUUUUCCAGGAAGCACAAUCAGAAUAUGCCGACGCCGCCGCCCACGCCCCCGCCAGAGCCCAAAAUGUCUCCAGUAAUAUUUGUGCCAGGUGAUGGCGGCUCACAGCUAGACGCGCGCCUGAACAAGUCGAGUGCUCCCUACUUUGUAUGCCAGAAAACCCAUGACUGGUUUAAUCUCUGGCUCGACCUGGAGCAGCUGGUGGUGCCUAUGGUGUACUGCUGGAUAGACAAUGUCAAGUUGUACUACGACAAGGCCACCCGUACGACGCACAAUACCCCGGGGGUGGAGAUCCGGAUACCUGGUUGGGGUAAUCCCGAGGUGGUGGAGUGGAUAGAUCCGACGAAGAACAGUGCUGGGGCGUAUUUCAAGGACAUCGCUAACGUGCUUGUGAGCAUGGGCUAUGUGCGGAAUUUGAACAUACGCGGAGCACCCUACGACUUCCGCAGAGCACCAAAUGAGAAUAAACAGUUCUUCAUCGACCUUAAGCAGCUUGUCGAGGAGACCUACGAGGUGAACAACCAGUCAGCCGUCACCUUCAUAACUCACAGCAUGGGCAGUCCAAUGACCCUAGUUUUCCUGCAGCAACAGACCCUAGAGUGGAAGAAUAAAUAUGUAAGACGGCAGAUAAGUCUGGCUGGCGCGUGGGCUGGCAGCAUAAAGGCAGUGAAAGUCUUUGCCAUGGGCGAUGAUCUGGACUCGUUCGCUCUGAGUGCCAAGAUCCUUAGGGCUGAGCAGAUAACACAUCCUUCGUCGGCUUGGCUACUGCCAUCGCCGUUGUUCUGGAAGCCGUCGGAUGUUCUUGCCACGACCCCCUCUCGGAACUAUACUAUGGCACAGCUCAAAGAGUUCUUCAAUGAUAUCGACUACAUGACGGGCUGGGAAAUGCGUAAGGACACAAUGCGCUAUAGCCAAAACUUCAGUCCCCCCGAUGUUGAGCUGCAUUGCCUAUACGGCGACGGCAUAGACACAGUCGAGAGAUUACAGUAUAAAAAGAAUAAUAUUGCCGGACAAACACCCAAUCUAAUCAUGGGCCCGGGCGAUGGCACUGUGAACCAGCGUUCGCUACGGGCCUGCAAAUACUGGUCGGGAUACACGAGCUCCCCCAUUUCGACGUUGGCCCUGCAGGGUGUGGACCAUAUAAAGAUCCUAUCGAAUGAAGAUGUUCUCCAAUAUGUUCGCACUGUUAUCCAGCAGCCGUAGUCAGAAAGUUUGCCUGUUUUAUUAGACUAAGAUGUUUUGUUUCUGGUACGAAAUAUCCAAAAAGAUGAUCUGUGUAAACCUUUACGAUCAAAUAAUGCCAAUUUUAAUUUUAAAUAAAUGUGAUUGUUUAAAUAGUAC